Molecule: messenger RNA, 1677 nt
Organism: Habropoda laboriosa
Lineage: Eukaryota; Metazoa; Arthropoda; Insecta; Hymenoptera; Apidae
Product: X-ray repair cross-complementing protein 5-like
Exons: 12
Coding region: 1-1677 (558 amino acids)
Biological process (GO): cellular response to X-ray; telomere maintenance; double-strand break repair via nonhomologous end joining
Cellular component (GO): Ku70:Ku80 complex
Molecular function (GO): double-stranded DNA binding; DNA helicase activity; telomeric repeat DNA binding
Source: RefSeq, a predicted model, not a curated record
AUGUCGACAAAGACAGAAUCAUUAGUAAUGUUAAUAAACAUUGGAGUAACAUGUCCUAAUACACAAAAUAAUCCUUCAUUAUUGGAGAAAGCAAAACAUAUUGCUAAACGAAAAAUUGAGAAAAUGAUUUUCUUUAGGCCAAAAGAUGAAGUUGCAGUACUUUUGAUGGGUUCUUCCAUUACAAAAAAUAGUUUGAAUACAGAACAUGUAGAAGAAUUUGCUGAUUUUCAAAUUCCAAAUUGGGCUUUAAUAGAGCAACUUAUGGCUUUACAAGGCACAAAACAUUGUUCCAAUUGGGUGGAAGCACUUUAUGCUGGAGUGGAAUUCAUGAAAAAAAAUGUUGUUGAUGUUUCCAUGCGAAAAGUCAUUUUAAUGUCAGAUUUUAAAGAAGAAGGAGAUAUUAUUUCGCAAUUUCAGGCAGAUAAAAUUGCAAAAAGGCUUACUACAGAGAAAAUUGAAUUAAUAACAAUAGCAGAGAAAUCACUGGAUGAAAGGCCUGCAAGUUCUCUUGAAAUUAGUGAAAGUCUUCUUAAAGUUUUGCAUAAAAAGAUUGGUGGUGAACACAUAACAUUUGAUAAUGCUAUAUCAGAAUUAAGAUUCUACAUGAAGGCACCUACAAAACCAUCUCCAUUCUAUUUCACUUUAGAAUUAGUUGAUAAAGAAAUACCAAUUGUUAGUUAUAUUAAAAUAGAUGAAUCAAAAUUUCCAUCAUGGCAAAUGGCUAAAGGUAAUCAAAAAGUUGUAACAAAAACACAAUAUUUCGAUAGACAGAGAAAUUUAUAUGAGGAGGAUAAGAUUGUAGCAGGAUAUAAAUAUGGAGAGACUUUUAUUCCAGUUGAAAAGGAAUUGAAGGAGAGUAUGAGCUACAAAAGUGGCGAGAAAUGUUAUAGAAUUCAUAGUUUUACCCAUAGGAAUAACAUUCAUUUGGAAUAUAUGUAUGGAAGUGCACAUAUUAUUUUACCUUCAAACAGAGAAAAAAAUGUAGCACAAUCAUUUUAUAGUUUGGUACAAGCACUGCACGAGACAAAUUCAGUUGCUGUGGCAAGAAAAGUUUAUAGAAAUAAUUGUGCGCCUAGAAUGGUGGCAUUGUUUCCUUGUAUAGAUAUUCCUGAUGAGCCAUGGUGCUUGGUAGAAAUAGCUUUAGCAUUUGCAGAAGACCGCCGAAUAAUGGAAGCGAGUCCCAUUAAAUCCGCAAUUAAAAAAUUGACAAGUGAACAAAAUGAAGCUGUAGACAAUUUAAUAGAUUCGCUGCUGGUUUCUGAUACAGAAGAUAGUUAUGAAAUAGAUGAUGGAAGUCAGUAUUUUUUACCAGGAUGUGUGCCAGAUCCUGCAGUACAACACAAAUGGCACAUGUUAUCCUAUCGUGCCAUUAAUCCAGAUAAACCAUUACCACCUAUGGAGGAUUAUUUGAAAGAAAUUUUUGAAGUUCCAUCGAUAAAAGAUAGAAGUAAAUGCCACUUGCAGAAAAUUGCACAGCUGUUUCAGUUAGAAAGUAUAGAUCCGAAGGCGGAACAAAAAGAUGAAAUAAAAAAGAAAGGAGUUAAUAUGCAAGUUGAUGAUAACAUUGAGAUAAAAAAUCCUCUUAAUAUAGAGAAUAAAGGUGAUAUCGAAAAUGAAUCGUCUCAGGAGUUUUUAUCCCUGGAUACUUCAGACAUUGAUCUGGAGGAACUGGUAUAA